CUCAGUCCUCUCAUCUUCAUCAAAGACAAACUGAACAGAUGGAAACAGAAGCUGAUGGAGAGGACUGUGGAGGACCAGAACCAGAUCCUGAUGACAAGUCUGGAGACUCCUCUGAAACUGAGACUGAUGAUUGGAAGCAGACCAGAGAACCUCAGUCAGGUUUAAACUCUCUGAAUAAUGAGGAGGUUUCGGUCAGUGGUUCCAGAUCUAGUGCUGGUGUGAAACCAUUUAGCUGCUCUGUGUGGGAAAAGAUUUGGCUGCAGGUCAUUUUUGAAACGACACAUGAGAACUCACACAGGAGAGAAACCAUUCAGCUGCUCAAUCUGUCAGAAAGCUUUUGCUCAGAGUGGAGAUUUACAGAAACAUGUGAGAAUCCACACGGGAGAGAAACCAUUCGGCUGCUCAGUUUGUGGUAAAGCUUUCAGUGAUGGGGGAAAUCUGAAGGGACACAUGAGAACUCAUACAGGAGAGAAACGUUUCAGCUGCUCAGUUUGUAACAAAUUGUUUACACGCAGUGACAGUUUACAAAAACAUCUGAAAAUCCACACAGGAGAGAAACCAUUAAGCUGCUCUGAGUGUGGGAAACGAUUUGGGUUAAAUGGAACUCUGACAAGACACAUGAAAAUCCACAUCGGAGAGAAACCAUUUAGUUGCUCAUUUUGUGAUAAAAGAUGUUUGCGCAAGGAAGAUAUGAAAAGACACAUGAUAACACAUACAGGGGAGAAACCCUUCAACUGCUCAGUAUGCGGAAAAGGAUUCAUACAAAAGGUACAGCUGACCCACCACAUGAGUAAUCACACGGGAGAGAAACCCUUCAGCUGCUCAGUGUGCGGUAGAGCUUUUAGUGAAGGUGGAAAUCUGAAGAAACAUAUGAGAAUUCACACAGGGGAGAAACCAUUGAGUUGCAGCGGUUGUGACCAGAGUUUUACUUUAUCAGCUCAGAAACCAUAAAUCUGUUGCACAUCCGUCCUCACAGCUUCAUCAUAGACAAACUGAGGAGGAGGACAGAGAGACAGAACCUCCAGCCACAAACUGAAGAGAUGGAAACAACAACUCAGAGGAGCUUCACUACAUUUUCAUCAACUUGUAAAUUAAGUUCCCAUGGUGUUAAAGGUUCAGUACUUUGGUGAUGUCAAUACUUCAUAAAUAGAAAAGAGGCUGUACCUAAUUAAAGGUGUUCUUUUAAAGUUGUCCCACA
Messenger RNA from Cyclopterus lumpus (lumpfish), 1198 nucleotides. Its product is annotated as gastrula zinc finger protein XlCGF57.1-like. The record is from RefSeq and is a predicted model, not a curated record. The coding region runs from base 283 to 951 and encodes 222 amino acids. NCBI's taxonomy places the organism in Eukaryota, Metazoa, Chordata, Actinopteri, Perciformes, Cyclopteridae. The transcript has a single exon.